Molecule: messenger RNA, 1881 nt
Organism: Solanum stenotomum
Lineage: Eukaryota; Viridiplantae; Streptophyta; Magnoliopsida; Solanales; Solanaceae
Exons: 2
Coding region: 1-1881 (626 amino acids)
Molecular function (GO): protein dimerization activity
Source: RefSeq, a predicted model, not a curated record
AUGGAGAAGUACUUUUUGAAAGUAUCAAAUUCAAGUUCAAUUACUCAGAAUCAACCUAACCGGGAAGAAAAUACUAACCAUUUGGAAGUACCAUCACACUCUUCUCAAGAAUUUGAUUUAAGUUCUUUAAAGGCUGAUCCGGGUGAAAGAACUCAAAUCUUGGAAUUUCAUUCAAAUCACCGUGACGCUAUUAGAAGAGCUUAUCUCCAAAAAAAACCUUGUCAACCUCUAUUAAGAGAGUUUCCACAAACAAACAUUUUUGGAGAUGUGCAUCGUUUUAAUCAUAAAUGGUUUGAUGAAUUUCCUGAUUGGUUAGAGUAUAGUAUAAGUAAAGAUGCAACAUUUUGUUUGUAUUGCUAUUUAUUCAAGCAAAAUAACAAUCUUCAAGGCGGAGGUGAAACAUUUUCGAGUGUGGGAUUUAGAAGUUGGCAUAAAAAAGCUAGUUUGCAAACACAUGUUGGUGGGCAUACUAGCAUUCACAAUCAGUCAAAAAGAAAAUGUGAAGAUCUAAUGCGACAACAGCAAUCCAUACAUGCUUCAUUUGAGAAACAAUUUAAUCAAGAUAAGCACGGGUAUCAAAUCCGCUUAGCAGCUUCAAUUGAUGUAGUAAGACUUCUUGUGAGACAAGGCUUGGCAUUUCGAGGUCAUGAUGAAUCUAAAUUAUCACUUAACAGAGGUAAUUUUCUUGAGAUUCUUUCAUUUUAUGCCCAAAAGUGUGAUGAAGUUCGUAAGUUUGUAUUGGAAAAUGCUCCUCAAAAUGACCAAAUGACUUGUCCAAAAAUUCAAAAAGAUAUUGUAAUUGCUUGCAAGAUUGAAACAAUUAAGGGCAUCAUAAAGGAACUAAAUGGUGAUUAUUUUUCCUUAUUGGUUGAUGAAUCUUUUGAUGUUUCACGCAAGGAGCAAAUGGCGGUUGUUUUACGAUAUGUUGAUAGAAGAGGAUUUGUGAUGGAGAGACUUCUUGACAUUGUUCAUGUUAAAAAUACUAGUGCUUUAUCUCUAAAAGAAGCAAUUGUCAAUUUACUUUCUCAACAUUCCUUGAGUCUAUCUUAUGUGCGUGGACAAUGCUAUGAUGGAGCAAGUAAUAUGCAAGGUGAUAUCAAUGGCCUUAAGAUGUUGAUUAAGAAAGAAAGUAGAUCGGCUUAUUCCAUACAUUGUUUUGCUCAUCAACUUCAAUUAACUCUUGUUGGUGUUUCUAAAAGAUGUCUUCAAGUUGGAGAACUUGUUCAUUUGUAUAAUAUUGUGGUGCCUAAUUUUGAUGAGCCGUAUGUUAAUUCUGGAAGAUCACGGCGUAAAUCUGGUGAUUAUACUGUUUUUCAUCAUUAUCGUGUUGAAGUAUCUUGUAAAAUAAUUGAUUGGCAAUUGCAAGAACUCAAUGAUCGUUUUAAUGAGGUAACAACCGAGUUGCUUUAUGGAGUUGCUUGUUUGAAUUCGGUAGACUCAUUUUCAAGUUUUGAUAUCCAGAAAAUAAUGAGAAUGGCUGAAUUAUAUCCUGAUGACUUUGAUGAAUUUAGCAUGUGUGCACUUGAGAAUCAACUAGCAAAUUACAUUAUUGAUGUCCGUGAUAUCAAUAAAAGGUUCUCUGAUUUACAUGGGCUUUGUGAUCUUUCAAAAAGAUUGGUUCAGACAAAAAAGCAUUCAUGUUAUCCUCUUGUAUUUCGUUUGGUGAAAUUCGCUUUGCUUCUGCCAGUUGCCACUGCAUCCGUUGAAAGAGCUUUUUCGGGAAUGAAAUUUAUUAAGAAUGAGUUGCAAAGUCGAAUGAAUGAUGACUUCUUGAGCGGUUGCAUGGUUCUUUUUAGGGAGAAGGAUGUGUUUAAGGAUGUUUCAACGGAUGAUAGUAUUUUGUCUUUUCAAGCAAUGAAACCUCGUCGAAUAGUAUUGUAA